Orycteropus afer afer is the source of this 2427-nucleotide messenger RNA. It is a transcript of the gene SLC33A1, whose product is annotated as solute carrier family 33 member 1. NCBI's taxonomy places the organism in Eukaryota, Metazoa, Chordata, Mammalia, Tubulidentata, Orycteropodidae. Gene Ontology annotation, molecular function: acetyl-CoA transmembrane transporter activity. The record is from RefSeq and is a predicted model, not a curated record. Gene Ontology annotation, cellular component: membrane.
ACCUCUUCCUGAAGCACGAGGCAGGAAGUUACCUAGUACCUCUGGAGCCCUGUGGAGAAAGUGCUUUUUGCCGCAUUAGUGGCGGCUACAACUGGAGGUGGUUCGAGGGGACGAGAGACCUGGUCCCGCCGCAUCUAGGGGUGUUUUUCCAUCGCGGCACCACAGCCCCCUCCUCCACCCCCGAGCCCGGUGCUAUUUCCCGGGAUACUACUUCAGGUUUCUUUUCGGUGCUCUAAGGGGCACUUACCCGGGCAUCGCCUGGGACUCCAGCGGAGGGACUGGCUCCCCGCUUCAGCACCCCAGGCUGCAGUAAGAAGUAUUCUUGUAGCCCCUCGUCCUGCCCUCCUCCCUGAACCACCGAGGCCCUGGUCCAGAGCAGCAGCCUUGGACGUGGAACUACCUAAACGUAUCCAAAACGCUCAGCCCCGGCCCCCCACAGACUGGGCUCUGCAUCGUCUCUGAUAUGUCACCCACCGUCUCCCACAAGGACAGUAGUCGGCAACGGCGACCAGGGACUUUCAACCAUUCUUUGGAUAUGAAGAGUGGGCCUCUGCCACCGGGCGCCUGGGAUGGCAAUCAUCCGGACUCGGUAGGAGCGGAAGGGGACAGAGAAGCUCUUCUGCGGGAUGCGACUGGUGAAGUCUCAAAAGUCCCACAAAGUUGCAGGGCCGAACUAAGCAGCAUUCUGCUUCUACUCUUUCUUUACGUGCUUCAGGGCAUUCCACUGGGCCUAGCGGGAAGCAUCCCACUCAUUCUGCAAAGCAAAAAUGUUAGCUAUACAGACCAAGCUUUCUUCAGUUUUGUCUUUUGGCCUUUCAGUCUCAAAUUGCUCUGGGCCCCGUUGGUUGAUGCGGUCUACUUCAGGAACUUCGGUCGUCGCAAAUCUUGGCUUGUCCCUACACAGUACACACUGGGACUCUUCAUGAUAUAUUUAUCCACGCAGGUGGACCGUUUGCUCGGGAAUGUUGAUGGCAGAACCCCUGAUGUGGUUGCUCUCACUGUGACGUUCUUUUUGUUUGAAUUCCUGGCCGCGACUCAGGACAUCGCUGUGGAUGGCUGGGCGUUAACGAUGUUAUCCCGGGAAAAUGUGGGUUAUGCUUCUACUUGCAAUUCGGUGGGCCAGACAGCUGGCUACUUUUUGGGCAAUGUUUUGUUUUUGGCCCUUGAAUCUCCUGACUUUUGUAACAAAUAUUUGCGGUUUCAGCCGCAACCCAGGGGAAUCGUUACUCUUUCAGAUUUCCUUUUUUUCUGGGGAACUGUAUUUUUAAUAACAACAACUUUAGUUGCCCUUUUCAAAAAAGAAAACAAAGAAGUAUCACUAGUGAAAGAAGAAACACAAGGGAUUACGGAUACUUACAAGUUGCUUUUUGCGAUUAUAAAAAUGCCAGCAGUUCUGACAUUUUGCCUUUUGAUUCUAACUGCAAAGAUUGGUUUUUCAGCAGCAGAUGCAGUAACAGGACUGAAAUUGGUAGAAGAAGGAGUACCCAAAGAACAUUUAGCCUUAUUGGCAGUUCCAAUGGUUCCUUUGCAAAUAAUAUUGCCUCUGAUUAUCAGCAAAUACACUGCAGGUCCCCAGCCACUAAACAUAUUUUACAAAGCCAUGCCCUACAGAUUAUUGCUUGGAUUAGAAUAUGCCCUACUGGUUUGGUGGACUCCUAAAGUGGAACAUCAAGGGGGAUUCCCCAUAUAUUACUAUGUUACAGUGCUGCUGAGCUACGCUUUACAUCAGGUUACAUUGUACAGCAUGUAUGUUUCUAUAAUGGCGUUCAAUGCCAAGGUCAGUGAUCCACUUAUUGGAGGAACAUACAUGACCCUUUUAAAUACUGUAUCCAAUCUGGGAGGAAACUGGCCUUCAACAGUAGCUCUUUGGCUUGUGGAUCCUCUCACGGUAAAAGAGUGUGUUGGAGCAUCAAACCAGAAUUGUCGAACACCUGAUGCUAUUGAACUUUGCAAAAAACUUGGUGGCUCAUGUGUUACAGCACUGGAUGGAUAUUAUGUGGAGUCCAUUAUUUGUGUUUUCAUUGGAUUUGGUUGGUGGUUCUUUCUUGGUCCAAAAUUGAAAAAGUUACAGGAUGAAGGACCAUCUUCAUGGAAGUGCAAAAGGAGCAAUUAAUGCACACACUACUGGACAUUCUAGAAAGAUUGAAUUUUAGAGUGGGGAUUUUAUAAGUAAUGGAGGAUCAAUGGGUGGGAGAAAAUGGCACUCAGCAUCUCAAGAAAGACAGGAGCAGUGACCUCUAGACCUUAUACAUUGCCUGUGGAAAGCCUAUGCUAGGAGUUGAUAUCAGAUUCUGAAGAAUCACCUGGAAAAAUUCUCAUCCUAGAGGCAGAGAGGCCACACCAAGCCACAGACUACAAUACUUGGUCACACCAGGUUUUCAUUAUCGUGUAUUAUAAUCAGAAUGCUUAUUUGAAUAAAGAAAACAA